AUGAAGAUGCUCGUGGUUGUACAAUUCUUCAUAAUCUCUCUUCUACUCACAUCAUCAUUUUUUGUACUUUCAAGCGCUGAUUCAUCAGCAUGCGGUGGAAAGUGCGAUGUGAGAUGCUCAAAGGCUGAUCGACAACAUGAGGAGUGCCUUAAGGACUGCAAUAUAUGUUGCCAGAAGUGUAAUUGUGUUCCUUCGGGCACUUAUGGAAACAAAGAUGAAUGUCCUUGCUACCGUGAUUUGAAAAACUCUAAGGGCGAAUCCAAGUGUCCUUGAACACGCUUUGAAGAUCCUCAUCGCAUAGAUAACAUCUAUGAAUGAGAAUAUCACAUCUAUGUUUGAUGUAUGAAAUAAAUUGUGUGAGCUUAAUGAAACAUUUGUUUAUCUUUAAUCCGAUUCCUAAACACAUGCAUCAAGACUAAAUCAUGUCAAGUUUUAUAUAUCUCAGCUUCAAUUCUACUAAAACCAACAAUUUGGGAUACUAUGAAUCAUAAUCCAAAAUCUACAAGGGUACUAGGAUUAACCGAUUAAGCGUCUAAAAAACCACCACAAAAAAAUGAACUCUCUCACCUUGGUCGAUUCCAAUCUCAUCACCAACUAAACAUUAAUCCGCAAUCCGCAUCUGACGUGCCUAAGGACCCAUGGGACGACCUCCUCCUCCUCUCUGCAUCACCAUCUUCAGGUUGACAACUCUCCAUUCAGCGAGUAACCAUUGGUUCAUGGUCUCAGCUCAUUAACAUUGGUGAACACAGGGCUUCCUCAAAGC
Molecule: messenger RNA, 763 nt
Organism: Arabidopsis lyrata subsp. lyrata
Lineage: Eukaryota; Viridiplantae; Streptophyta; Magnoliopsida; Brassicales; Brassicaceae
Product: gibberellin-regulated protein 8
Exons: 2
Coding region: 1-273 (90 amino acids)
Source: RefSeq, a predicted model, not a curated record